Emiliania huxleyi CCMP1516 is the source of this 810-nucleotide messenger RNA. RefSeq lists its product as hypothetical. The record is from RefSeq and is a predicted model, not a curated record. Lineage: Eukaryota; Haptophyta; Isochrysidales; Noelaerhabdaceae. Gene Ontology annotation, biological process: signal transduction. Gene Ontology annotation, cellular component: cytoplasm. The transcript has a single exon. Bases 1 to 810 code for a protein of 269 amino acids.
AUGCUCUCGGUCGAGAAGAACGUCUACAUGGCCCGGCUGGCCGAGCAGGCGGAGCGGUACGAGGAGAUGUGCGCCCACAUGAAGGAGGUCGCGCUCGAGAUGGAGCCGCUCGGGAUCGACGAGCGCAACCUGCUCGCGGUCGCGUUCAAGAACGUGACGGGCGCGCGGCGGUCGGCGCUGCGCACGAUCGUGGGCAUCGAGCAGCGCGAGCGCGAGCUGCUGCACGCCGGCGACCGCGGCGCGGCGCGGCGGCUGCGGCACGCCGAGGCGUACCGCCGGCGGGUCGAGGCGGAGCUCGAUGAGGUGAGCGGCGUCGUGCUCGGGCUGAUCGACUCGCGGCUCGUGCCCUCGAACCCGGGGCUGCGCACGCAGCAGGAGCAGGAGGACGCGGAGGCGCAGGUCUUCUACCAGAAGAUGCGCGCCGACUACCACCGCUACAAGGCCGAGGCGGGCUCGGCUGAGGAGCAUGCGGCGCUGGCCGAGGCGAGCUACCGCGCGGCGUCCAAGGUGGCGCAGACCGGGCUGGCGCCGACCCACCCGGUCCGCCUCGGGCUCGCGCUCAACUACGCCGUCUUCCUGUACGAGGUGCCGCAGCACUCAACCGAGGCAUGCGAGCGCGCAAAGCAGGCCAUCGACGACGCGAUCGCCGAGCUCGACUGUGCGGCGAGCCUCGACGCGGCGUCGUACCGCGACUCGACGCUCAUCAUGCAGCGGCUGCGGGACAACCUCGUCCUGUGGGGCCGCGAGGGCGGCGCCGGCGCGCGCGCGGAGGGUGCCACUUUGCACUUAGCGCGGGGUCCGCUCACGUAA